UCUUCCCACUCGAGAUUCCAUCCUCCCGAGUUCCCUCUUCCUCCUUCCCGUUCCCCUUCUCUUUCUUUACUCCUACCAUACUCCCAGGUGAACCGCCAUGUCUAGAGCUCAGUUCUUGAGAGAAUACAAGCUUGUAGUCGUCGGUGGUGGUGGUGUCGGAAAGUCAUGUCUGACUAUCCAGUUCAUCCAAAGUCACUUCGUGGAGGAGUAUGACCCGACUAUCGAGGACUCGUACCGGAAGCAGUGUGUCAUUGACGAUGAGGUUGCGCUUCUUGACGUCCUCGACACUGCUGGACAGGAAGAAUAUGGUGCCAUGCGCGAGCAGUACAUGCGUACCGGCGAGGGUUUCCUUCUGGUGUACUCCAUUACCUCUCGGAACUCGUUUGAGGAGAUCAGCACCUUCCAUCAGCAGAUCUUGCGAGUGAAGGACCAAGAUUCAUUCCCCGUCAUCGUUGUGGCAAACAAGUGCGACCUCGAGUAUGAACGACAGGUUGGCAUGAAUGAGGGCCGAGAUCUCGCGAAGCACUUCGGCUGCAAAUUCAUCGAAACGUCUGCAAAGCAGCGUAUCAACGUCGAUGAGGCCUUCACCAACUUGGUUCGUGAGAUCAGGAAAUACAACAAGGAGCAACAAACUGGCCGUCCUGGUGUCCAGUCCGGCGCUCCCAGUCAACCUGGCGCGUAUGGCUCCGCUAACGGUGGUCCUCACGAUGAAGGUGCCGGCGGCUGCUGUGGAGGUUGCAUUGUCGCAUAAACCUCGUCCUUCCUUUUCCCACUUCCGAAAGGCUCCGGAAUUCCAUCUACCCACUUAUUGAUUCCCCCCUUCCCGAGUUUGCGUCACCUCUUCUCUUUUUCAUUCUGGUUUUUGGCGUGUCGUAAACUCUUGUUGUCUGUCUGUGCUUUCCCAUUCUCAGCUUUGCUCAUUUGUACCAUAUUCCCCCUUCUCAGCUUUUUCUCUUCUCGGUCUCAGACUUAGUACUUAUUCCCUCCAGACUUCCCUGCCUGUUCAUCUCUUUGACUGUCUCAGUCAUCCCGUUCGUUUACCGCUGCCUGUUUGGAUUGGAUCAAUAUCGGAAAAUUAUAGAAUUCCCUACAUGAAGUAUAUGAUCCGCAUAUGCUAGUUACCUUACAUCCGUCAUCCCUUACAUUCAAUUUGAAUGAAUUCUCUCCUUUAUGCCGAUCC
Molecule: messenger RNA, 1180 nt
Organism: Somion occarium
Lineage: Eukaryota; Fungi; Basidiomycota; Agaricomycetes; Polyporales; Cerrenaceae
Source: the annotation of a GenBank genome assembly